Hydractinia symbiolongicarpus is the source of this 2151-nucleotide messenger RNA. RefSeq lists its product as uncharacterized. Bases 1 to 2151 code for a protein of 716 amino acids. The record is from RefSeq and is a predicted model, not a curated record. Gene Ontology annotation, molecular function: nucleic acid binding. The transcript has a single exon. NCBI's taxonomy places the organism in Eukaryota, Metazoa, Cnidaria, Hydrozoa, Anthoathecata, Hydractiniidae. Gene Ontology annotation, biological process: DNA integration.
AUGCAAGACAAACCUCUGUCGAAGAGAGGGGUGUUGGCUACCAUAAGCUCAAUUUAUGACCCGCUUGGAUUAGCAGCGCCGUUCUUGUUGAAGGGUAGAAAAAUUAUGCAAAAUCUUUGCAAAGAAAAAACAUCAUGGGACGAAGAGAUCUCUGAACCUCUUCGAAGCGCUUGGGAAAGAUGGCGAUUAGAUAUCGUCCUUCUUGAAAAACUGGAAGUUAACCGAUGCGUCAAGCCACUUCAUUUCAAAGAGAUCGAGUCAACGUCCCUCCAUCAUUUUUCAGACGCAUCCAAUGAAGGUUACGGAACUGCUACGUAUCUUCGCAUCAGAGAUGUAGAAGGAAACGUCAACUGCUGCUUACUCCUUGGAAAAUCGAGAGUAGCUCCAAUAAAGAUGGUUUCAAUACCAAGGUUGGAGUUGACAGCAGCAACUGUGGCCGUAAAGGUCGGAGUAAUGUUGAAGCAAGAAAUGCCUGUCGUAGACUACGAAUGUUAUUGGACAGACAGCAACGUAGUACUGGGUUAUAUUAAUAACGAAUCAAGACGUUUUCAUAUUUUUGUGGCAAAUAGAAUUCAACAAAUUCAAGAAAAUACUUCGUUGGAUCAAUGGAAUCACGUUCCUUCCCAUGAAAACCCAGCCGAUGAUGCCUCGAGAGGCAUAAGUUUGAAACAUGUAGAGAAGAGUAGUAGAUGGUUCAAGGGACCUCAGUUUCUCUGGGAAGAAAGGGAAGCAUGGCCAGCUGCCUACGAUCCAGCGAAAAACAGUGUCACUGAUGAUCCCGAAUUUAAACGUAGCGUUUCAGUAUUUGUUUCAGCAACUGAUUCUGGAAUCUUAUGUACAUUCGAGAGAAGAAUUUCCAGGCUACAGAAAUGCAUACGGGUCAUGGCCUUGGUCGGUCGAUUUAUCGACAUUCUGAAGAUGAAAAUAAAAGCCCCAAGUCACGGGAUGACAAGAAGAAGCCAGAAGGCGAGUCCCCCAGCGCUGUGCGUUGAAGAUCUUCAACGAGCCGAAAAAUGUUUAAUAAAAUUAGUACAACAACAACACUUUGCCUCUGAAAUUAAAGCUCUUGCUUCAAAGGAAUGGAGACAAGGUCGACGAAACGACAAAAUUAAGAAGUCUGCUUUGAAAGAAUGCAGCAAAUUAUACAAAUUGAGUCCUUUCAUUGACGAUGAUGGAAUUCUCAGAGUUGGUAAAAGAUUGUGCAACAUGGAUGAAGCGUAUCAAUUCAAACAUCCUGCUAUUCUUCCCAAAGAAAGUUGGUUUUCCGAACUUGUGCUCCGAUGGUGCCACGAAAACACUCACCAUUCGGGGAGAGGAAUAACAUUGCAAGAAAUUCGGCAACGUGGAUAUUGGAUCAUACACAUCAACUCAGCAAUACGACAGUUGAUUCAUCAUUGUGUACGAUGUAGAAUAUUGAGGGGAAGAGCUGGCCAGCAAGUCAUGGCAGAUUUACCCAAAGAUCGAGUAGACGCAUGCCCACCUUUCACAUACUGCGCAGUGGAUCUCUUUGGGCCAUUGGUCAUAAAACCAUAUCGAAAGUUUGUAAAAAGAUAUGGCUGCCUCUUUACCUGUUUGGCGAGCAGAGCCGUCCAUAUUGAAGUUGUCAACACCUUGGAAACUGACUCCUUCAUUCUAGCUUUGCGACGGUUUGUUGCUAGAAGAGGAAACAUUCGAACGAUGAGAAGCGACAACGGCACUAACUUUGUCGGCACCGAGACCGAGUUCAUAAAGGCAUUAAAACAAAUGGACAAUGCGAAAGUUAAACAAUUCCUUCAAAGUGUUGGUUGUGAUUGGAUUCUCUGGAAGAGGAAUACACCUGCUGCUUCGCACAUGGGUGGAGUAUGGGAGCGCCAGAUUCGAUCUGUGCGCGCAAUAUUAAAAGAUCUUUUCAAUCAUAAUGGCUCGCGUUUGAGUGAAGAAUCGCUGCACACUAUUUUAACAGAAGCAGAAAGUAUCGUUAACUCUAGACCUUUAUGCGUCGAAGCAAUCAGCGAUGCAGACAGUGCAACACCAAUUUCACCACUUGCUCUUCUAACGAUGAAAUCAAAGGUAGUUUUACCGCCUCCUGGUAAUUUUGAAGAAGCGUCGUUAUAUUGCAGGAAACAGUGGAAAAGAGCUCAGUAUGUGUUGGAUAUGUUCUGGAGACGAUGA